Messenger RNA from Xyrichtys novacula (pearly razorfish), 1487 nucleotides. NCBI's taxonomy places the organism in Eukaryota, Metazoa, Chordata, Actinopteri, Labriformes, Labridae. The record is from the annotation of a GenBank genome assembly.
AUGGAACUCCAGCUGCACAACUCGAUCGAGGAUCUUUAUGACAAACUUUUCCAGGUUAAUUAUCCUUCACCCGGUAAGCAGCGAUCGGACCACAGCCAAGCUCCAUGGCAGAGCCGCUUGCGCUCCGUGGUUAGCAUCCCGCAACCACGCCGUACACAUUCACGCUCCCUGAACAUCAUCCCAAUGACUCCCAACAGAUCGCCAGCCUCAUCUUCACCAAGAAGAUCUGUAGACCAUAGGAGCUACAAUCACCUACUCCGCUCCCCUUUACGUCGCUCUCACCUCUAAGCCACAGGCAUUUCAACAUGCCGCAGUGAAGCUUCGCCGAGACAACAGACUCUGUGCCCACGAAAUGAGGACGACAUCAGCAACUGGACCGUCGCCCGCCUCCGUCGGUCCCUGAAAGCAAGAGGCAUCGCAUUCCACCGCAACGACAAUAAAGCAAGGCUAUUCCUGCUCUACAAUUCCUCCACAAAUACCACAGCUGCAGCAGCCGUACAUCCUGCGCUUCCUGCUUCCCCGCCCGAGCCAAUCACCGCCACUAAUAUCAGGAGUGAUGUCACAGAACAGCUCCCUCGACCACAGCUCGCCUCAUCGGCUCCCCCUGGCGGGGACCAGGCCGUAUCACCCCCUGUGCCUGCUCCCUCUGUGUCUGACUCCUUUCAAGCUAUCACAGCUUUCUUUACCUCCCUGUCUUCGCAGGCUGCACCAAGUUCCCGUGCACAUAUAUCCUUUCAUCCCAACUUCCCUUUCUCCUCUCUUCCCUCAGCCUCAAACAACAAUUUUGUUCCCCCUCUUACCACCAUAGCCAGUUCCUCAGCUCUUCAAGGAGCCCCACCAGCAAUUCACAACACUGGCUAUUCUCGACCCCCUCCGUUUCCUACUGAUCUAUCCUAUCAACCCUCCCUCCCCAUCCCCACCCCCUCCCUUCCCCAACACACAAAUGUAUUUCCGCCUCCUGUUCAUAAUUGCACACUAGCCACAGCCGCUACACCUAUUCAACCAGCCUCAUCCAACAACUGUCCGUCACCCAUUUCACCGGCACUAUGCCAACAAAUUCUCUACGGUAAUUACGUCGACCUAGCUCAGCUACUCCACCAUCCACAACUGACACAAGACAGCCUAGGGAGAUGCAAACCAAUAUUCCGCCCAGUUCAGCUCCGCGACCCACUUCCAUCCAGGUCAAAAGACCUAACACCAGCAGAAUUUGCCUUAGCAUAUUCACUCUCCCGUGACACCAUCUGUUCAGUUUUUCAUCAUCUCGCAGGUCAGAGCUCGACGACUACCUCUCCAUAAUCCUAGACAUGGCCCUCCCACAUUGCCACAGCAUGCAUCGUAAGCGCCCCACCACCCUGUCCACGCUCACCCUCCUCUCACAACACCACAGUCUUUUAACUCUUUCACCUCCACCUCCAAUCAUACCUAAGUCCCUAGACAUUCGACCCACUGUCAAUGUUCCAAUGCCAAAAGGAGUCGACAAGAGAUGA